AUGCCUGACUUUAAUUCUGUCUCCAGAGGUCUCAACAUCUCAAAGGUAGACUUCCACUAUGAGGAGAACAACAAAGAACAUCACACCAAUGAAAUUUCGAUACAGCGGCUGAUCGUGAGACGAGGCCAGUCUUUUAAACUCUCCUUCAAUGUCGGGCGACCUUUCAGGCCGAACGAUGAAUUCUUUGAAAUGAUUGCUGAGACAGGGCCUGAUGCCUCCGAGUCAAUGGGAACCAAGUCGGUUUUCGGCUUAACCAAAAGCUCUGGGUCCGGAAAAGGGAAACCCUGGAGUAUGGAGGUCCAGAGGAACACUGACACCACAGUCACACUGUCUGUCCUCUGCCCGGCGGACGCCAGCGUUGGACAGUACAGCCUGUCAGUGAGGGCCGGUUCUUCUGCGAGCAGACCAGUUGUGAUGGGAAAACUGCUGGUUCUGUUCAAUCCUUGGUGUAAAGAGGACUGGGUGUAUCUGCCACAGGAGACAGAAAGACAGGAGUAUGUGAUGAAUGAGAAUGGAUGUCUGUACCAAGGAUCAGACAGACACAUUAAGUCACAUGCCUGGGAUUUUGGACAGUUUGAGGACAACAUCGUGGACAUCUGUCUUAAACUGCUUGACGUGAACCCCAAGUGCUUGAGAAAUGCGAGGGAAGACUUCUCAGCACGCUGUAACCCCAUUUAUGUCAGCAGAGUAGUCAGCGCCAUGGUAAAUGCGAAUGAUGACAAGGGUGUGUUGAUGGGAAGAUGGCAUGAGCCUUACAGUGAGGGCGUCUCUCCCAGUCACUGGGACGGCAGUGUGGAAAUUCUCAGAAAGUGGUUUGAUUCUGACUGCCGCCCAGUAAAAUAUGGCCAGUGCUGGGUGUUCACAGGAGUCAUGUGCACAGUGUUGAGGUGUUUGGGUAUCCCUUGUCGCCCCGUCACCAACUUCCAGUCAGCCCAUGACACCAACGCAAAUCUCACUAUUGAUGAGUACUUCUCUGAGAGUGGUGCAAAUCUCAAGAACAGCCCUGACAGCAUAUGGAACUACCAUGUUUGGGUGGAAGCAUGGAUGAAACGCCCAGACCUUUCUGCAACCGCUGAUUAUGAUGGCUGGCAGGUUGUUGACCCAACUCCACAAGAGAAAAGUGAAGGUACAUACUGCUGUGGUCCAGCUCCCGUUAAAGCCAUUUUGGAGGGACACACUAAUAUCAAAUAUGACGUGCCCUUCGUGUUUGCUGAGGUCAAUGCUGACAUCGUGAACUGGAUGGUGAUGUCCGAUGGUUCAAAGAAGAAGGUGUCCACGGACAAGGUAUCAGUGGGCCAGAACAUGAGCACCAAGGCUGUGGGCAGGGACGUCAGAGUGGACAUAACAUCCAACUACAAAUACCAGGAAGGCUCAAAGAGAGAGAGGGAAGUUUUCAACGAGGCUGUUGGAAGACUCGGCGGCCAUAUUCCAGAUGUGGGCACCGGCACUGGGCCUCGUAAAAUCACUGUGAAAAUCGAGGAAGUCAGCAAACCAGCUCUUGGUUUGGACAUCAACCUGAAAACCGUGUUGCACAAUAAUAGCUCAGAAUCUCAGACCCUCUCAGUCCACCUGAAUGCCCAAGCUAUGCGUUACACUGGCGUUGUUGCUGCUGCCAUCUGGAAUGGGGUGAAAGAGAUUGAACUUUUGCCUGGGAAAGCGCAGAGUUUGCCCAUCACCAUUCCUUUCUCCAGUUACGGAGAGAAGCUGCUGGACAACAACAGCAUCAAAGUCAGCGUCAUUGCAACAAACAAACGUGACUCGAAUGAAACUUACCUUGCCCAGAAAGACAUUGUUCUGCAGAGUCCACCACUCAAAAUAGUUGCCAGUGGAACUGCGCAGCUAUUCCGUGAGGCCGCGGUAGAGGUGAUCUUCGAGAAUCCCCUGCCUUCCGUCCUGCGAAACUGCAGCAUCACUGUGUCAGGCAGUGGCCUGCUUCAACGGCCGGUAGUGUCCCGGUUUGAGCUGGGCCCAGAUCAAAAGAUGAGGAUGAAGCUGUCCUUCUUUCCCUACAGACAAGGCCCUAAGAAACUGGUGGCGACCUUCGACUGUAGCAUACUGAGGGACAUCAAAGCCAGCUGUGACGUCAACGUCUUACUUUCGAACUGAAACAUCUUAAUAGCAGAGGAGGCUCAUCCGUUGAGGGACCGUCCUCCCAAAACAUUUCAGAGGAAAAUGCACUUCAAAGAGAAAAAUAAAUACGUGUAAAUUUAACAGGCUAAUCUGUGAAUAUACUGAUAAUUUUACUAUUUUAACACUUUGAAGUCACAAAAAUCGUCUCCCUGCGUCAAAAUACCGACAGCGCCCCCCCUACCGCAACUGAAAAUCACUGUAUGGAGGUCCCACCCCCCCCAGCCUCCAGUUAAUGUCCAUUAUAAACACCUGUCAUCCCAGCAGCACAAAAGUCCUGGCUUUUAACAUGGGGGUGAAUGGCAGUAUGGGAGGACGAACCUCCUCAGUGAUCUUCUGCCCACACUGCGCAUUUGUGUACACAUCUAUGCAGCAAGCUAAGCAUUCCUCCAAAAAGUAGCCCGAGAUAGGGGUUUGCUACAGCUGUAUUUAACGGAGUGGC
Molecule: messenger RNA, 2569 nt
Organism: Chanos chanos (milkfish)
Lineage: Eukaryota; Metazoa; Chordata; Actinopteri; Gonorynchiformes; Chanidae
Product: protein-glutamine gamma-glutamyltransferase 2-like
Exons: 13
Coding region: 1-2106 (701 amino acids)
Biological process (GO): peptide cross-linking
Cellular component (GO): mitochondrion
Molecular function (GO): protein-glutamine gamma-glutamyltransferase activity
Source: RefSeq, a predicted model, not a curated record